Sclerotinia sclerotiorum 1980 UF-70 is the source of this 3579-nucleotide messenger RNA. RefSeq lists its product as hypothetical. The transcript has a single exon. The record is from RefSeq and is a predicted model, not a curated record. Gene Ontology annotation, molecular function: DNA-binding transcription factor activity; transcription cis-regulatory region binding. Gene Ontology annotation, biological process: regulation of DNA-templated transcription. The coding region runs from base 1 to 3579 and encodes 1192 amino acids. NCBI's taxonomy places the organism in Eukaryota, Fungi, Ascomycota, Leotiomycetes, Helotiales, Sclerotiniaceae. Gene Ontology annotation, cellular component: nucleus.
AUGGAAACUCCGAGGGAGCUCAAACCUGGUGGUAUGGAGGAACUCAAUGGUACCAGCACGAAAAAAUCUAAGAAGGAUAAGAAGAAGUAUAAGAAGAUGGGUGGAUCAGCGAGUGUUUUGCAGAGAGGAUAUGAGAUUGCCAGCAGCCAAGGAGGCGCAGAGGAUAUCGGCACGUCAGAACAAGAUUCAGCUAUUUUACCUACGCCAGCUUCGGAAUUGAGCGGAAAGAAGGAAAAACGAAAACGGCGAAAAUCUCACAGCAAUGUUCACACUGAGGACCCUCAUGAAAAUGGACAAGCGGCAGGCUCAGAGGCUUCACCAUCUGAGCAAAUUGGGGAGCAAGAUCUUGCUACAGCGGAGUCUGAGUUGGUCAAUUCUAAGCACUCAAAAUCGAAGCAAAAGCGCAAACAUCGGAAAUCUCGCCAAGAAGAAUUGCAAACUGAGGAUGAAGGUUAUCCCCUAGUUGAGCCCCUCGCCGCAGCACAAUUAGCAGACAUAGAACAGCAAGAGCGCGAAGCCGAGAUGCCGGAGGAUUCUAUCGCUCAAGAAAGUACAGCCAUUCAUUCGGACUCGAAAAAGAAAAACCAACGCAAAAAACAAAAAUCUAGCACAUCACAUUCUACAGCACUAGUCGAAGAAGAAAUCCUGCCAGAGGAAGUGGAAGUUCAGGCAGGCUUGACCCAUGGGAAGGAAAAGUCUAAGAAGAAGAGGAAGUCGGAGUCGGAGAAACCCACUUCAGUAGGAGCUAUUGGAACAAACGACGAGGGUCGUGAUCAAGAUGAAAUAGGAAAUUCAGUCGAAAAAUCCACUUCAGAUGUAUUGAACAACCAUUCAGCAGAACAAAUACAUCUUUCAAAGUCAAAUAGUGGGGAGAGAAAGAAAUUGAUUUAUGUUGAAGAACCGGGCGCGGAAAGUAAUAUUCUGGAUAAACCCAUACUCCCACAGGCAAAGGGCAAAAAAUAUAUCACGAAACCAAAAACUUCUAAAACCAGCCGACCAGAAGCUAGUGAUGCAAACUCAGCUGCUCUCUUAAAUCAAUUCACUUCUGCUCGCAAGGAUCCCCAAGCGGAAGCAGAACCAAUUAUACCAUCUGCAAAGGCCCUCGGAAAGAGACCUGCUGUUGACCAGCCAGUUGAGCACCAGUCGAAGAAGAGAAAACAGAUUGAUUCGGACUCUAGAAAUGGUGAUAUACGCUCAAUGUUUUCGGACGAUGCUCAACAUAAAAGUUCAAAAGUAGCUGCAUCAAAAACAAAGCAAAGGGCAAGACUAUCUGCAUCGAACUUUGAAGUGUCUAUCCCAUCCCCCGCGGUAAAAACAAGUCGUUCCGGGACCGAAGAGAUGGCAGCUUGGACGGCUAGUGAUAAAAGAUGUGCAUCUUCUGGGAAUGGUAAAGACUCCUCGGAUGAUGGUUCAGAAUUUGAAUUAGAGCAACCGUCAGAUGAAGCACAAGUUACCCGUCGAAAGAGGUAUUUGCCCGUAGACGAGCCCUCCCUAGUGGAAUUAGGGACAUCUAAAUCGGGUAAAAAGCCAAAACAGCUAAAACCCGAAAAAUCUUCCAGCACAAAGCCCGGCAAGGGCAAAAAAGAAUCUUCCAAUGGAGUUAAACCAAAACGUAGCAGAAGCCAAUCUGUGACGAGACCGAAGGACGGGAAUGGAAGACUCAACGAGGACGAGACAAAGAGGAUCGCAGAUGCCGUGGAGUUCUAUCGCGCUGAUAAUGAUUUGGAACAGCAAGCUGUCAACGUCAUUAUCCAAGGAAAUGCUAUAACCGAUGGAAAGAAAUUCUGGGAUUUCAUGACGGAGGAAGUACCCGAUGUUCCCAAGCGAAACCUGCAGAGUUGGUGUAGAAGAAACUUUCAUAACUACGCAGCACGAGGUGUUUGGACUACUGAGCAAGAUGAAGAAUUGAUGGAAGUCUUCAAUAGGAUGCCCAAAAAAUGGUCUCUCAUCGGUGCCGAACUAAACCGUCUGCCUGAUGAUUGUCGUGAUCGAUGGAGGAAUUACUUGUCUGUUACGAAUCUGGAACUUGGUCCAUGGAAACUUCAAGAAGAACAGCAACUCAGGGAUGCCGUGAAGAAAUGUAUCGAACUCAUUCGCGAGGAUAGACGUCGAGACGGAUUGCUCAAACCUGAGGAGGAAGAUGACGAUACUUAUCAUGAAUAUGAUAUCAGCUGGAUGAAAGUCAGUGAACUCAUGGACCUUUCCAGGAGUCAUCUUCAGUGUUAUCGAAAGUGGAAGUCAAUCAAAGCAAGGGAGCAUGCUACAACGGACGACCUUAUUGCAGAACGUAUUGUGAUUAGCAAUAGCUGGAAGAAUCUCAAAAAUUACCAGGAGGCAACCAAGUCUCUAGCGGCGGAGAAACUACAAUUUCUAAAGGCGAUCCGUGAAAGUAAAGCAGGAGCAGAGAGUAAAAUUGAUUGGAGAGCGAUUGAUGAGAAGCUCGAUCGAAAUCACGAUGCUAUGGAAAUGAGAAUUUGUCUUCGAGGUUUAUUGCAGAACAUUACAGGUCACACUAAUAAACCCCUUCAAGAAAACGUUAAGCUACUCAUACAAGCUUUUGAGGAAUCGGCACCACAUGAACCUGAAGGUUAUGUUGACCUGCCUUUUGAAUCGACGGGUCUCAAAAAGAGAACCAAGAGAUCAAAAACGAGUUCUCUCUUUGAGAACAAUCCUCAGCUUUAUGAUGUUGGUGGUAGCAAUUCCAAGUCUAAAAUGAGGCAUCGUAUGCUUAAUAAAGACGAAUCUCUAGGGAAUGGGCAACUUGAUACUUUCCAAGUACCUGAUUCUGCAAAGAAGGCCAAACGUGCAGCCGUUGUCAAAAAGCCAACUAAAACGUUUGCAUUGAGCACUGAAAGGGUCAUGGAUAGCGAAAGUGAUGAAGAUGAUGGAGCACCAACGAGUGCACAGAAGCCUAGGCCUGAAGAAGAAGAGGAUGAUGAUGAUGAUGUUUCAGAAGUACGGGCCAAAACAAAGCAAAUUUCACUGAAGAAGCAUAGUCAGCGGGUGGCCAAAACGGAGAUUUUUGAAGAUAGUAGUGACGAUAAGCAAGAAAACCGCCUCGAAUCCAAUUCCAAUUCCAACUUAGAACCCGAGGAUGUAGAAAGGGCCGAUGCACAGGACGAUUCGGACAAUCAAGUUUCCGAUAUUGAAACUUCUCAAUCCACUCAAUUCAACCUUGGGGGCAAUGAUUCGAAUAGUAAGAAGAAGAGUCAUUCCAUUAAAAAGCAAUUGUCUAAUCAAGAUGCGAAAACGGCUUUUGAUAAUUCUGGAUACGAUCACCCUCCCGUUGACUCUAGCGAUGAUUCCGAGAUGGAAGAUCCAGAUGAACCACAAGUCCCUGCUACACCGGAGUACGAAUUACAAGAAGGAUAUAGCGGCAUAAGAGAACAAAGUGCGGAUCUUGAUGACUCUGGCCAAAAUUAUGGAAUGAGUGAAGAUGAAGUUGAAGAUGAUGAAGAGAGUAUCAUGGACAAUAUGUCUGAUAUUCCCGCCAAAGUCGUCAAGAAGAAAGCACCUAGUGUUAACGGAAAGAGAGAUGUAUAUUUUGGCAAAGAUGCGAGCGUGGACCUAGAUCAAUAA